Molecule: messenger RNA, 1545 nt
Organism: Eutrema salsugineum
Lineage: Eukaryota; Viridiplantae; Streptophyta; Magnoliopsida; Brassicales; Brassicaceae
Product: methionine aminopeptidase 2A
Exons: 10
Coding region: 86-1375 (429 amino acids)
Biological process (GO): proteolysis
Molecular function (GO): metalloaminopeptidase activity
Source: RefSeq, a predicted model, not a curated record
UCAUUGAGCUUGUACGAUUUGUCUAAUAGUCGCCUUGUUAGAUUCAAGUUUAGACGCAGAUAUAAAACUCAGAGGUGGCAGCUCAAUGGAGGAGAGUACUGGAGCCGAGUCCUCUAAUGGAAAUGAGGCUCGAUUAGCUUCUGACCAAACCACUAAUCUUGACCUUGCUGAGGUGAAUGAAGAUGAAAAAGAGGAUAACCUAGAAGAAGAUGGAAUCAAAGCUGAGGCUUCAACAAAGAAGAAAAAGAAGAAAAGUAAAAGCAAGAAGAAGAAGAAGUAUCUUCGUCAAACUGAUCCACCUUCAAUUCCUGUUACUGAGCUCUUCCCUUCUGGAGAAUUUCCUGAAGGUGAAAUCCAACAGUACAAGGAGGAUAAUUUGUGGAGAACAACAUCUGAAGAGAAGAGAGAGAUGGAGAGGCUGCAAAAGCCGAUAUACAACUCUCUUCGCCAAGCAGCAGAAGUUCACCGUCAAGUUAGGAAGUAUAUGAGAAGCAUAAUGAAGCCUGGAAUGUUGAUGAUUGAUAUCUGUGAGACCUUAGAGAACACAGUUCGUAAGUUGAUAUCAGAGAAUGGUCUUCAAGCUGGUAUCGCCUUCCCUACAGGAUGUUCUCUGAAUAAUGUCGCUGCUCACUGGACACCAAACUCUGGAGAUAAGACUGUCCUUCAGUAUGAUGAUGUGAUGAAGUUGGAUUUUGGAACACAUAUUGAUGGGCACAUUGUUGAUUCUGCUUUUACUGUUGCAUUCAAUCCUAUGUUUGAUCCUCUCUUAGCAGCCUCCCGUGAAGCAACAUAUACCGGUAUCAAGGAAGCCGGGAUCGAUGUCCGGCUUUGUGAUGUUGGUGCUGCAAUUCAGGAAGUCAUGGAGUCUUAUGAAGUAGAGAUCAAUGGAAAAGUAUACCAAGUCAAAAGUAUCAGAAACCUGAAUGGCCACAGCAUCGGACGCUAUCAGAUACAUGCUGAAAAAUCUGUUCCUAACGUUAGAGGAGGAGAGCAGACAAAGAUGGAAGAGGGUGAAUUAUAUGCCAUAGAAACUUUUGGAUCGACCGGGAAAGGAUUUGUGAGAGAUGACUUAGAAUGUAGCCAUUACAUGAAAAACUUUGAAGUGGGUCACGUUCCACUGAGGUUACCUAGAGCGAAGCAACUCCUUGCCACCAUUAACAAGAACUUCUCCACUCUAGCCUUCUGCAGACGCUAUUUGGACCGUCUUGGUGAAACCAAAUACUUAAUGGCUUUAAAGAAUCUGUGUGAUUCUGGCAUAAUUGAGUCAUGCCCUCCACUGUGUGAUGUGAAAGGAAGCUAUAUUUCUCAGUUUGAGCAUACGAUCUUGUUGCGGCCAACUUGCAAAGAGAUUAUUUCCAAAGGAGAUGAUUAUUAAAAUGGCGAUUUUCUCAAAACUUAGAGAAGAAAAGCUUCUGGCAAAUGUUUUGUUGUUCGUGUAUACGCUACUUUCCGUUAACUUGUUUGUAAAAUUUAACAAAAGAUAUUAGUUUCUCCAUUUGAGACAUGUAUCGGCCAUUUUCCCUUAAUAAUGCAAGAAAGACUAUA